Molecule: messenger RNA, 1737 nt
Organism: Paraphaeosphaeria sporulosa
Lineage: Eukaryota; Fungi; Ascomycota; Dothideomycetes; Pleosporales; Didymosphaeriaceae
Product: GroES-like protein
Exons: 3
Coding region: 370-1479 (369 amino acids)
Molecular function (GO): oxidoreductase activity, acting on NAD(P)H
Source: RefSeq, a predicted model, not a curated record
GCUCAAACCGCAUUUAUCAAGCUGAGGCAGCUCGCAUUUUCCUUAGACUUCGUACCCCACAUUUAUUCCUCGCUCGAUCGGCUGUGCGGAGUUCUGUUGAUGCGAUUGGAACUUAUCUCGUUCACUUACAAAGGUUCCUAUUUGUGUUACUUUUACCUUUGGAGUACGCCUUGUCACUAGAUCCCAGUAUUUCGUAGCCCCAAGAGUCCAGUUUCUACUGUUAGCCACUGUGGCCCGUUUGUCUGAACAUUGUACGGAACACCACUUCGUUCUUCGCGUCAACAAAAGAACGUUGAAGCAGCCAUGAGCUUUAAUUUGUGUCACCCAGACUUUCUUGCCAGCACUAUUGAAGACCUGAAUGCCAACGAGAUGGAGCUUACUUCAGCCCCUCACAACGCAGCUGCAUGGGCGCUCAAACCCAAGACAAGGCCAUUGGUAGUAUCUAGUGCACCCUACAAAUCACCACCCCCAGGCUUCGUGACGAUCAAAGUCCACAGUGUCGCAGUGAAUCCGAUAGAUUGGAUCAACCAGGAUCAAGAUGUAUUCAAGGCGCAGUACCCAACGAUAUUCGGAUUGGACAUUGCUGGCACAGUUGAAGAGAUCGGAGAAGGUGUACGGCUAUUGCAAGUAGGGCGGCGAAUUAUCGCGCAAGCUGGAGCCUCUUCUUCUAACGAUUCGUCACGCGGAGCGUUCCAGAAAUAUGUUGUCGUCUCACAAAAUGCGGUUGCCGAGCUUCCCAAGGAGAUCGCAUUUGAGAGGGGAGUCGUCCUCCCGCUCGGCAUCUCAACAGCAGCAGCAGGACUCUAUCAAAAGGACUUCCUUUCGUUACCUUUUCCGAGUAUUGAAGGGCUGCCGGGCAUUCUUAACCAUACACGUACUCUCGUGGUCUGGGGCGGCAGCUCCAGCGUGGGGUCUUGCGCAAUCCAGAUGGCCAAUGCAUCUGGUGCUGAGAUCUUCACCGUUGCGAGCCGCAAGAAUUUUUACUAUGUAAAAAGUCUCGGAGCGACUAAAGUAUUCGAUUACCACGACGACGAUGUUGAAGAUCAGAUCGUUGAGGCUCUGAAGACCAAAACUCUUGCCGGAGUCUACCAUGCAGCAGGAGCAGAUGGUGCUGUGCAAACUUGUGCCCGGAUUGCAGAUCGCAGCACAGGCAAAGCUCUCGUUGUCACUGUCAAGGGCGUGCCGGACGCUGGCAUUCCAUGCACCGUCCGCGUCAAAGCAAUAUCUUCCUCUUCCAUUUUCAAAGGUGGCAAUCAAAUAGGACCGGACAUCUGGCGUAAAUACCUGCCAUCGGCAUUGGCACGGGGUACUCUAGUACCAAAACCUGACCCCUUAAUCGUGGGCAAUGGGCUGCGAUCAGUGCAGCUGGGAUUGGACAAACAGAAAGCGGGUGUGAGUGCUCGGAAGGUGGUGGUCAACAAGAUUGAUGACGAUUCAUCGCAUGAGCUAGUUGAACUUUCAACAUUUACGCCAAGCUAGAAGACUGAGGACGGUGUGUUGCUCCACGAUGGGUAAUACAGGUAUGGAUCGUUUUUCCCAUGACUGUAGUCUCAGUGCCGGAUGAACCAUGGGCGGUACCCGGCACUGACACUGAGCAAUUGAACUUGUCCUUCACUACAGCAUGAGGAAAAAUUAUGUUAUUAGAGUAGCUGUGAUCAGAAUCCUUCAGAUAGCGCUCACUACGUGCUCUCGAUUGCACGGCAUUAGUCACGAGAAAUGGCGCGCCCAAGAUGACCG